This is a messenger RNA of Cotesia congregata, 537 nucleotides long. The record is from the annotation of a GenBank genome assembly. Lineage: Eukaryota; Metazoa; Arthropoda; Insecta; Hymenoptera; Braconidae.
AUGGCGCCAGCAAAGGCAAAAGCCAAGGCUCAGGCAAAGACAGCUAAACCGAGCACCAAAAAGGCAACAAUCAUCAGCAAAAAAAGUACACCGGCUAAUAAGAAAAAAGUUAAAGAAAAAGGAUGUUGCUGUGGAGCAGCUGCCGAGGAUUUAAGCUCUACAGAUUUUACCAGCAGCAAUGAUUCAUACACGGAAUCUUCAGAUAUCACAACAGACUCCACGGAAUCGCCGUCUAAAUCCGACACUUCCACCAAAUCUUCUGGCACCUACUCUGAUUCGAGCGACAGUUCCUCAGAAUUCUCUGACACCGAUGAUUGUGAUACUGAGUCCGAUGAUUCAGAAUUGUUAAAAUGUAACAAAUGUUCGAUCCGCAAGCGUGGUGGAAAAAAAAUCGCCGCAGCACGUGCCGCAGCCAUCGCUGCCAAGGGCCAGCGCCAUAAGAAAAAGUCACAUCGCAAAGAAUACGAAAAAAUUGAUUCACCAGAGGGCUACCCUGAUCUUUCUUCAAGAAAAAAUCGACGUAAAUGUUGCUGCUAA